Molecule: messenger RNA, 3009 nt
Organism: Saccostrea cuccullata (small rock oyster)
Lineage: Eukaryota; Metazoa; Mollusca; Bivalvia; Ostreida; Ostreidae
Product: DNA repair protein RAD51 homolog 1
Exons: 9
Coding region: 44-1060 (338 amino acids)
Biological process (GO): mitotic recombination-dependent replication fork processing; chromosome organization involved in meiotic cell cycle; DNA recombinase assembly
Cellular component (GO): condensed nuclear chromosome
Molecular function (GO): ATP hydrolysis activity; ATP-dependent DNA damage sensor activity; double-stranded DNA binding
Source: RefSeq, a predicted model, not a curated record
UUUAACUCUACUUAUAGUUUGUUGUUCAUAAUAUUGAUCCGAGAUGGCAAUGCAGGCAAGACAACAACAGGAAGCUGUUGAAGUGGAGGAUGAAACCUUUGGCCCUAUGCCAUUGAAUCGCUUGGAGGCAAAUGGUAUUAGUGCUGCUGAUGUGAAGAAAAUGGAGGAGGCUGGAUACUUCACUGUGGAAGCAGUUGCAUAUGCACCAAAGAAAAGUUUACUUGCAAUCAAAGGCAUAAGUGAAGCAAAAGCUGAUAAAAUUUUGGCAGAAGCUGCUAAACUUGUACCGAUGGGUUUCACCACAGCUACAGAGUUCCACCAAAAGCGAUCAGAAAUCAUUCAAGUUACAACAGGGUCAAAGGAACUUGACAAACUUCUUCAAGGAGGUAUAGAGACAGGGUCCAUAACAGAAAUCUUUGGUGAAUUCAGAACAGGGAAGACACAGCUUUGUCACACACUUGCUGUAACUUGUCAGCUUCCUAUAGACAUGGGAGGGGGAGAAGGAAAGGCUAUGUAUGUUGAUACAGAAGGAACAUUUCGUCCAGAGCGUUUGCUUGCUGUAGCAGAAAGGUAUGGUCUGUCGGGCAGUGAUGUACUAGACAAUGUGGCUUAUGCCAGAGCUUACAACAGUGAUCACCAAUCACAACUGUUAAUACAAGCUGCUGCCAUGAUGGCAGAGUCAAGGUAUGCCUUGUUGAUAGUGGACAGUGCUACAGCUCUAUACAGAACAGAUUACUCAGGGAGAGGGGAGUUGUCAGCCAGACAGAUGCACUUGGCCCGCUUCCUUAGGAUGCUUCUUAGACUAGCAGAUGAGUUCGGAGUUGCUGUGGUGAUAACCAAUCAGGUUGUAGCACAGGUUGAUGGAGCUGCCAUGUUUACUGCUGAUCCUAAAAAGCCUAUUGGGGGAAACAUCAUAGCACAUGCUUCAACUACUAGGUUAUAUCUUAGAAAAGGGAGAGGAGAGACAAGGAUCUGUAAAAUUUAUGACUCUCCGUGUUUACCUGAGGCCGAAGCCAUGUUUGCUAUCAACGCUGAUGGAAUCGGGGAUGCCAAGGACUGAAGUGUUAUAAAUAACUGACAGGUGAUAAAGGACUGAUUACAGGUCCAAUCAGAAGUGUUCAGACACUGCGGGGACACCCAGCCCCAGAUUUCUCCAGAUCCUAGAAAAUGUGUAACUUCAGGAGAGAAGUGUACUAAGAACAGUGAGAAAUAAUGCUUUAUUACCUAGGAUCUCAGUGCACAUGUAAUGCAUUCAAAUGCUUGCACUGUAUGUUUUUGUUAUUUUUUCUUAUAAAUUACAUGUAUAUGUGCUAAAUAUGGUCUUUUGUUUGCUUUAAUGUAUUGAACAAUUUAAACAAGAUCUAGAUGUUCAUAUUAGCAGGUAUGUGCCAUAUGCAAAUGCUCUUGAGUUUUAGAAAUGGAAUGUUAUACAACAAUACUAUGAGCAAGCAUUAUUACUGUAUAAAGGGUUCUCCCCAAUUUUAUUUUCCUUAUUUUAUACCUGCUUACAAAUUUGCUAAACAAUUUGUGUUUUCCUUUAAAUAUUUGAGCCCUUUUGACAAGGGAGUAAGGUUCAAAAAUAAUUUUGCCCCCUUCGAAGAAGAGAGGGCAUAUUGCUUUGCUGCUGUCAGUCGGUCCACUUAGUUUCUGUUCAUUUUCUUCACAACCAUUGCGUAUACUGAAAUGAAAUUUGGUAUACAGAUUUAUCAGAUGAAUAUCUAGCUAAAGUAUUGUUUUGGGUACGAUCAUGCCAUUUUUUACAGAAUUAUGCCCCUUGGACUUAGAAAAAUUCCUAUUAUUUGCAGUUUCCGUUCAUUUUCUUUGCAGAGGUUGCACAUACUGAAAUGAAAUUUAGUAUACAGAUUUUUCAGAUGAAUAUCUAGGUCAAGUUCUGUUUUGGGUACGAUCGCGCUAUUUUUUACAGAGUUUUGCCCCUUGGACUUAGAAAAAUUCCUUUUAUUUGCAGUUUCCGUUCAUUUUCUUUGCAGAGGUUGCACAUACUGAAAUGAAAUUUAGUAUAAAGAUUUUUCAGAUGAAUAUAUUGGUCAAGUAGUUUUGGGUAUGAUUGCACCAUUUUUGACAGAGUUAUGGCCCUUUGGACUUAGAAAAAUUCCAAUUAUUUGCAGUUUCUGUUCAUUUUCUAUGCAGAGGUUGCACAUACUGAAAUGAAAUUUGGUAUACAGAUUAAUCAAAUGAAUAUCUAGGUCAAGUUUUGUUAGCUCUUCUGAGCCAAAGGCUCAAAGAGCUAAUGCUAUGGCCAUUUGUGCGGUGUGCAUCGUGCGGUGUGCGUUAACUUUUUAGAAUAUGGGCCAUAACGCAAGAACCCCUUGGCCAAUCAUUGUCAAAUUUGUCACAGGGUAUCCUUGGCCCAAGGGCUACCAUUUAUACUAAAACUAGGGGUGGGACCCUAAAACAAGGGGAGAUAAUCAGGAAAAUGAAACCAAAAGUACUGGUUGCUAAAGAAUCUUCUCCUCCAGAACCACCAGGCAGAUUUUCACCAAACUUACAUACAAGGGUCAGGAUAUGUUGAAGAUUAAAAAUUGUUCAAGGCAUCACCCUGGGGCAAAGGGUGUGGUCUCAAGGUCACUUCAAAGUUGACAAAAAUUUACACGUAAUAAAAACGUUGAUAUUUUGCUUACUAUAAAGACUAGGAUCAUCAAAUCUUGUAAGUUGAUGCAUCUUAGGACUUCACAUCGUGUUAAUACAAAAGUAGGUCACGGUGACCUACUUUUUAAAUUUUACGGGCUUUUGUUUUCAAAUUGAUUUUGAGGCAUAUUUUGGACACUUUAAGGCCUAUGAUUAUUAAACUUUGUCAGUUGGUGCAUAUUGGGUCCACAAACAACAUUAACUUAAAUGUAGGUCAUCGUGACCUACUUUUUGAAUUUUAUGGGUAAUCUUUUGUAAAACAUUUAAUCCCAUUAUUUCAGACACCGAGAGGUUUAGAAUCACCAAAUUUUGUUAGUUGAUGCAUCUUGGGGCCUUAAGACAUAUUUAUUAAAAAGUAGGUCA